Exophiala dermatitidis NIH/UT8656 is the source of this 733-nucleotide messenger RNA. RefSeq lists its product as uncharacterized. The coding region runs from base 127 to 609 and encodes 160 amino acids. The record is from RefSeq and is a predicted model, not a curated record. Gene Ontology annotation, molecular function: zinc ion binding. The transcript has 5 exons. NCBI's taxonomy places the organism in Eukaryota, Fungi, Ascomycota, Eurotiomycetes, Chaetothyriales, Herpotrichiellaceae.
CUAGACGUUCGAUAUCUUCCACUGCCACUACAACUUUAAGAGGCAAGAGACUGAUCGUGAUAUCUUGUUCUUGUUCGAGGUCGUACAGAAUAGUAUUGCUUGAUAUCUUCAGGGCGGGUUUUAGUCAUGCUAGCGCUGGCCCUCACGGCGGAUUUGGAAGGGGUGACCGACCUGAUCCCAACCGAUACACCUGAGUCUCCGUACUACUAUACUUUCAAAGUGCAAUGCACGUCAUGCCGCGAAAUACACCCGAAUUGGGUUGGCGUUAGCCGUCAUGAAACGAAUGAGCAGUCUGGAAGUCGGGGAGAAGCCAACUUUGUGUGGAGGUGCAAGAACUGCAAGAGAGAAUCAAGCGCCAACAUCAAGGCAGCUCCCGUGGCUUACGAACAAAACUCGCCCGCCAAACCGAAGAAUAUCAUCGAGAUUGACUGUCGCGGGUUGGAAUUUACCGACUUUAAACCCGAUGGCGAGUGGCAGGCGGUAGGAAUUGACUCAGGGACCAAAUUUACCGGGAUCGACUUAUCGGAGGGAGAAUGGUUUGAUUAUGACGAAAAGGCGGGAGAAGAAGUCAGCAUCAAAGACAUCAAGUGGGAGAUUAAGAGAGCCUGAAAUCUAGCAAGCGAUAUUUUCCAAAGUCCGGUAUGCGCCUUCCAAUAUAUGACUGAAUAAUGAAGAUAGUAGCGCCGAAGGCCUUGCUAUGAAGUCCUGGUACUCAGCCUCGUAGGCACAAGGC